ACGAGAUUUAGUAAACACGCGAAAUUGUAAACACAGGAGUGUCAACACUGACAGAGCCAGUUUCUAACUUGUCCGAUUUUUCAACUUUUUGACAAGACUCCGAUUUUCACCGACUAAUCACCUGUUCCUGAUUUAGGAGGAAACUUCAUUUCAUUCUUAUCCAUCUCGAGAGCAGAAAAUAUUCACGAUGUCCGGAAAGCUGUAUUUGAUCGCAAUGGUCCUGGUCGUCUUCGGGUAUUGUCAAGCAAUGGACUUGAAACGGCUGCUGGAGGGAAAGGCAAGAAGUAUGAGAAGUCGCCGUGCCUUACCCAACCCAAUCCACAAUCAUAACAUUGACACCCGCGGACAGGUGCAGCCAACAUGCAAUAGUGACAACGCCGGGGAGAUAUGGUACGAAGGCUGUAAUACGUGUGGAUGCCCCUUGAGACGCGGCGUCGAACCAGUGUGCGCACGACGGGCCUGCAGGUCACCCAUCCAGAAACGCGACCUGAGGAGUCAACUCGAGGAAGCAUCAACCCUGAUGUGUCCAGGUGGCCGAGUCCCAGGCGAGACGUACAGGGAUGGAUGCAAUAGGUGUCAUUGCAGCGAAGGAGGGAUGGAGUUCUGCACGGUGAAGAACUGCGAUUUGGGCGUCAGCUACGAGACCUCUAGCUCAUCGGGAGAAGUCACCCAUGAAGUCAUUGAUGUCAAAGCCAUCAAGUUGACGAACUUGCUUUGCAGAGAACACGGCUUGGCUGGUCACAAAUUCACCGAUGGGUGCCAUAUAUGCUACUGCAGCCACCAUGGUCUGAUGUGCUCGACCAACUACUGCCCCAAGUUGCCCGCCAGCUACUGGGAAAGGAAGUUUAGGUCGGACCGACGACGUGAACAAGAAAUCGAAGAAGAGCGGGUCCGCUACGAUUAUUAGAGAAUGAUUUGGUAAUCUGGAACUCUCUUUGGCGCGGCUUUGAGGACUGCGGAACUUUCCCAUGUGAUGGGGAAUCAAGAGUCACUUUCCGCCGGCCAGUAGACUGACUCUGUUGCUCAAGAAGCACAGUCAAUGCAAUGAACGUUUCACUUAAGGUGGCUUGCUUUAUUCCGAUUUAAGCAAGCAGUCACGUAAAUUUUAAAACAAAGAUUCCGCAACGAGCAUGUCUUGGUUCAUACUUUCUUAAUCGAGAUAAAUAUAUUGCAAACUUGGAAUCGGAGACCAUUGUUUAAAAGACACGAGUCACAACAUAUCAAUGCAAUUUUACACUAUUUACUAUAUAUGAUGUACUAGUAUUUGUAUCUCGCAUGGCAGCAAUAAUGUAGCACGCGUAUCAAUGCAAAUAGUUUUGAUGUGAGCUUAAGCUAUGGUAGAAUUAUCCGCUAGCGCGGUACACUGUGGCUUAUAGUUGGGUUAAGGUGAGCUGUAGAGGGUUAAUCGUAGUUUUGGUGUCGGGAGGGCUGAAGAAAUCUUUGUCAUUCAGGAUAAGCAUAUUAUAUAUCACAACUGCAGUAGUGGUUGAAGUUAAUGUCACAAGUCGCAUAAAAUGCGCGAUACUUGAAUAUUAUACUACGGUAAUGUAUACUUAACGUUUAAUAUUUGACCUUUAGAUAACCGGUGGCAUUAGUGUUAGGAAUCUUAUCAUAGACUCUCGUUUGCCAAGUCAUGAUAUUUUUGGCCCGAAACCGACACUAUCUUGUCAUAAUGUCAAUCAAUAUUAUUGUCUGUCACAAUCAUAUGACAAGAAUAAUGGUCUUAAUAUUUGUCCUGAACUCUAUCGCUUUCUGAAGCUAACUUUUAAGUAAAUAUCUCUUGUGCUAAAAUAGUUAUUUGUUAUCUGUAAAAUUAAUCAGAAGAGGAACAGUACUUCUGCUCGAAAAAAAGGUUAAUGAAUGUUUGAAAACAAUGAACUUGUCCUUAAGUAAAUUAUGAUGUUCGUCGCGAACCGUUUGUUUUGAAGUUCUUUAUACAUCGGUUUAUAGUAUACUAGUAUGUCCAUUCAUAUUGUUUUGGUAAUCAUGUUAUGACCAAAUGCGGCAAAAUAAAAUAAUAUUGAGCACAGAAUUAACUGUCCAGAUAAUCUGGGAAAAAUAUGUUUGUACUAAAGUAUCAGUAAAACUGAUGAUUGUAAAUAAAGUGUAGCUUUAGGAUCUCAUCACCUGUAGUGUAAGUUGGGCUGGGGUCGAUUGCUGCGAACAGAAGGAAAAUGAAAUUAAACUCGAAAUCUAUACUGAUGAAAAAAAUACUUGGGAGCUGAAUAUUAUUAAGUAUUUGGGAUUGACGAAUCAUUCCGAGAUAAUCUUGAAACCUUGAGCUAAUUUUAUUUCUGUUUUCGGGCCCUCUGUUCGACAGAGGGUCUAUGUGAUUUCAUAAUUCCAAUUUACUUGUUCACGGCAAAUUCGACAACGGUUCUUCGUGAUGGGUAUAACAUAACAGUGAAACUCCGCAUCUUUCAUGAUCUACAUGUACGAUUGCAAAUAACGAAUUCUUUUGUGGAACAGAUUUCAUACACAAAUACAACGAAUUCGUCGAAUACAACUAAAUUGUUUUCGUACAUCGUAAUUCGUAAGCGAUGCGGAGCCCCGCUGAUGCAAGCAAGCAAAUAUCAAUGCAAAUUUUGCGAAGUCAUUCGAUUUAAAAAACAAAACUUUUGUUUUCAUGUUAUUUAUUGUGAAGUUGUUGGUUUCUGAAUUUUCUUGGCGAUAACGAUUCAUUUGUUACAUAUCCGGUAUAGCUGCUACAUGUACAUGUACGUACUACCCGUUUUCGUACCAAUUACAUCAUUGUGUGUGAAAAAAACCUAUCAGAAUAUUGUUGAAAUACAUGUAGUCUAUCACCAAUAGUAAAUUCAGAAACCAUAGCGGGGAAUCCACCGUGAUUGAAAUUAUGUAAUGGUUUAACGUUGAAGUUGCGAUCCAGUCGGUUCCGCUAACGUCUGGCCAUGGUCUGCAGUGACGGGAUGUAUCUUGUUAGCGGCACCCCUACGAGUCCAGUCGCUUGUCGGUCAACUAGACACGUGGUGGCCAGCUAUAAAGGACCACGCAAACGUGUUGCAAUGCAGACGAAAUCCCGAUGGUGGAUUUCCCUCUAAAAUCAUUCAAAAUCUUUAGAAUCACUGUUUCGAAUCUCUACACUACGGCGGUGUACAAACUAUAUUGAAGUUGAUAAACAUACAAUGUGCCCUUUGAAAAGUGAUAGUUCAGACUGGAUGGACAUUUGUAUAUCACCUAUAAUUUAUACGUAGUGCAACUAAAUGUACAUGCACGUGAAUGCUGGUAUCAAGGGUCAAGCGGUACAAAAUUGUUACGUUUGACAUCAUGUUGGUGCAGUUUUGCUACAAAGUUAAUAUUCUCGGGACAUGUCAUUAAAUUUAUUUACUUCUUUAACCGAUUAUUGUGGGAAAACUGAUCACUUGUUUUGCCAGUUCUUCUCAGCCAGAUGACACGUAGUUACUAUCGUUAUCAACCAAAAGUAAUUGAUUGACGCCCAUCACGGGUCAGUCGCGUGCGAUCGCCAGUAGUCUGAAGGUGACCUUGUCUAUAAAUAUACACCAUGAAGAUCGAUGGUUUUACUGAAGGAUGGUAGCUAAACUGACACGUUUAGCAUAUCGAUAUUCAUGUAUAUGGCGUUGUGCAUUACCUAAGAGAGCAAUGCAAUAGAGCUAUACUAAACCUUGAGAAUGACAAACUACAAAUAGUAAGACAUGUUGCCGCUGCCAAGUUAUGCAAACCGGAAUCAUCUCCUGCAUGCUGUAUCUUUUGGUCACUCUCUGAGAGAUUCUUUGGCAUAUGCGAUACCCUAUUCGAAAACAGACAAAUACACCGCUGUAGGCUGUUGAUAAAUAAACAUGUACACAGAUAUGCAUUUUAUUACGUAAAUAUGAUUGUGUAAAUAUUAUUUCAUCAUCUACAUGUAUGCUUCUUUUCUACCGAAGUUUAUUUUCCAUUAAAAUUAAACAAUUUACAAAACA
Lineus longissimus is the source of this 3938-nucleotide messenger RNA. RefSeq lists its product as uncharacterized. NCBI's taxonomy places the organism in Eukaryota, Metazoa, Nemertea, Pilidiophora, Heteronemertea, Lineidae. The coding region runs from base 188 to 907 and encodes 239 amino acids. The transcript is spliced from 2 exons. Gene Ontology annotation, molecular function: peptidase inhibitor activity. The record is from RefSeq and is a predicted model, not a curated record.